Molecule: messenger RNA, 867 nt
Organism: Symbiodinium natans
Lineage: Eukaryota; Dinophyceae; Suessiales; Symbiodiniaceae
Source: the annotation of a GenBank genome assembly
AUGGACGGCCUUCCGGUGACGGUCCGUUUGCUGGACCCUCCCUUGCAUGAGUUCAUCCCGCACACCGAAGCCGAGAUGGGCCUUGUGGCAAAAGCCGCCGGGGUCCCUUUGGAUCGCGUGCGCCGGCGCGCGAGCGAGCUGCAAGAGGCCAACCCCAUGCUCGGGCACAGAGGCUGCCGCCUGGCCAUCACGUAUCCGGAGAUCUGCGAAAUGCAAGCUCGGGCCAUCUUCGAGGCGGCCGCGGAGGUCGGGCGCAGCGCCAAGAAGACCCCGGUGGCCGAGGUCAUGGUGCCCCUGGUUUCCACUGUGGAGGAGCUGGUGCAGCUGAAGAAGGUCAUCGAAGACACUGCCAAGCAGGUGCAGAAGGAGCAGGGCGUGAACUUCAGGUAUCACGUCGGAACCAUGGUAGAGCUGCCCCGCGCAGCACUGCAGGCUGGCAAAUUGGCAGAGCAAGCGGAGUUCUUCAGUUUUGGCACCAAUGAUCUGACUCAGACCACGUAUGGCUUGAGUCGUGAUGAUGCCGGGUCCUUCUUGCCUGAGUACAAAGCGAAAGGCAUCGUGGAAACGGACCCUUUCGUGAGCCUGGACCAGGAGGGUGUUGGCGAGCUGAUCAAGAUUGCGGUGGAGCGGGGCCGCGGAAAGCGCGCGGGCAUGAAGAUGGGCAUUUGUGGCGAGCACGGCGGUGAUCCAGCUUCCAUUGAGUUCUGCGAGAAGACGGGCUUAGACUACGUCUCUUGCUCGCCCUUCCGCGUGCCCAUUGCCCGCCUCGCGGCUGCGCAGGCUGCCUUGAAAUCGCAGGGCGAGAAGGCUCUCCAAGCUUCCACGAAGGCUGCCAAGCCCAGGCAGCAGCAGUUUGGCCCCUGGUGA